Molecule: messenger RNA, 1134 nt
Organism: Cutaneotrichosporon cavernicola
Lineage: Eukaryota; Fungi; Basidiomycota; Tremellomycetes; Trichosporonales; Trichosporonaceae
Gene: FMT1
Exons: 4
Coding region: 1-1134 (377 amino acids)
Biological process (GO): biosynthetic process; conversion of methionyl-tRNA to N-formyl-methionyl-tRNA
Cellular component (GO): mitochondrion
Molecular function (GO): methionyl-tRNA formyltransferase activity
Source: RefSeq, a predicted model, not a curated record
AUGAUACUCUCCCUUCGAGCACGCUCCGUCAUUACACGGCUCGGACCGGUUUCGUGCCGAUCCUCGUACCUUCGGCGAUACCUGUCGACCGAUUCCGAGAGACCAGCCGAGCCAUUCCGCGUGCUCUUCUGCGGGAGCGACGCCUUCUCCGUUGCGGCGCUCGACGCCCUCCUCGGUGCCGAGGAUGUGUGGCAGAGUCUAGUUGUUUUGACGCCGCGCGAGCGCGCCAUCGGCCGCAGUGGCAAGGAUACAUAUAUUCCGCCGCUCAAACUCUUCGCCCUGGAGCGUGAUAUCGAGCAUCACGACGUGCCGCCUGGCAAGCUCUCCUUUCCAGAGGCGUUUCAGAAGCACCACCCCUCGCACCUCCUUCUCACCGCCUCGUUCGGGCACAUCAUCCCCACCCCGCUUCUGAGCCCCUUCGCACACGCCCUCAAUGUCCACCCCAGCGUACUGCCACUGUACCGCGGUGCGGCGCCGGUGCAAUGGGCCAUCGCGAAUGGGGACUCGGCGACAGGCGUGACGGUACAGAGCAUGGCGCCGCGCGAGGUCGGCGUCGACGCCGGCGCUGUCCUGGGUGCAGUCGAAGGAUUGGACGCAACAUACAACACCCUCCUGCCGGAUCUGGCACACGUCGCUGGUCGUCUGCUCGUGCAAGUCCUUCGCCAGCUGCAGAAUGGCGCUGCGACUCCGCACGCUCAGGACUCGGCGAACGUGACCCGCGCACCGAAAAUUACGAAUGACACUGCACGCGUCAACUGGGGGUCACAGGGCGCGGGGACGUUGGAUGCGCGCCAUAGGGCCUUUGGGCAUACACAGCCGCUCUGGGCCCAUAGGCCGCAGGAGCUCGUUCAUGGUAAUCCCAAGGUCAAGCGUGACCAGGCCGUCCAGCUUACUUCGGUCAAGCGGUCCGGCGCGGUGCCGGAGCAGGCUGAGAAGUGGGCAUCCGAGGCGGGACGACAGCCGGGGACGAUUGUUUUGGACAAGCGGGGACGGCGUGUGCUCGCGCUCACCCGCGACGGGUGGUUGGAGCUAGUGCGCGUUAGGCCAGCAGGUAAGAAGGAGCAGCCUGGCGCCGAGUGGUGGAACGGCCUCCCGCCCAAUGUCAAGACGCGUGGAUGGGGGAUCCUCGAAUAA